This is a messenger RNA of Anthonomus grandis grandis, 3553 nucleotides long. RefSeq lists its product as uncharacterized. The transcript is spliced from 9 exons. Lineage: Eukaryota; Metazoa; Arthropoda; Insecta; Coleoptera; Curculionidae. The coding region runs from base 896 to 3553 and encodes 885 amino acids. The record is from RefSeq and is a predicted model, not a curated record.
UUUCUGAUUUUUUUGUAUUUUUCUCUUGUCUACAAGUUAAAAUAAAUUCAGUCUAUUAUAAAAAAGCCGAAAUUACUUUUACUAUUAAUCCUAACAUAAGUUAAUAUACAUAAAGUGGUCCUUCAAGCAGCCGGAUAUGCAAAAUAAUUGAAGUCAAGUCCAUAAGAAGUACUUUGUGUGCCGCCAUUAAACCUGCGCCGUUCCUCGGUUCCGUUCGUCAGUCGAUGAGAUGGAUGGUUGCUAGCACCGGUAUGAAGGUUGAAUGUGGCGCAUUCCGCCGCGCCACCGAAGAUGGCCGAUUGAUUCUGAUUGUCUACUUUUUGACGUACAUCAAAUAUGACAAUAGUGACAUUUUAACUGUCGUAUUUGACGAUUGUCUUUUUUAAGUUUUCUUUGGGUGGAAAACAAGCCAAGCCUCAUGAUUUUCUUCCAAUUUAAAGUUUUUAAGUAAUUUUAUAGCUUUUUGUAGUUUUUUUGAGUUCUGGGUUGAUACAUUAUUUUACAAACGUGCCAACAUCGAAUCAUCAUGCAACUACAUAGAGCAGGAGACAGGUGAACCGGAGAUAUUAAGGAUGGAUUAUUUAAAUGUGCCUUCAAAGAAAAAAUGUUCUGUGCCCAGUUGUCCUGGUUCACGUGUUAUGCACCGAUUUCCUCAGGACCCAGCUCGGUUACAAGUUUGGCUCAGUCGUAUUAAUAAUCCAGAACUUACAAUAUUAAAUCCUGAUACUUUGUACAGUAAUCGAAGAGUCUGUAGUUUGCACUUUGAACAAAAUUGUUAUGUUCCGAACUGUGGGAGGAAACUGUUAAAGCAAGAAGCUUGGCCUUCUUUACAGUUAAAUGCAGUUGAUGUGAAUUGAUAUCAUUGGAACAAGUAAACACCCCUAAAACGCAGCAUAUGAUUGAAAACUAUGAACCAUCAAAAGAGUCACGUGAAUCCCAACCAAAAUCUAUUGCUACAGCUUCUGGAGCUGUUUAUAAAACUCCUUUGAGAUCAAGAAUUUUACAAGAAGUUAAUGUUACUCGGCAAGUCAUGUUAACACCAAAAGCAAGACAUUUGUAUAAAAGGGUGAUUAAAACGUCAAAUAAAAUGAUACAGUUGAGGAGUAGAAUGAAAAGUUUCCAGGAGAGGUUAAAUGAAGCCAAAAGAGUCGCCUCUCAAUUUGACGGUCUAUUGGAAAAGGUUAAUAAACCUACCUAUAAUUUCAUAAUGUCACAAAUAAGAACCCAGAAACAAAAACCAAAAGCCCGAAGAUCUACUUUGGAUGAAAAGAUUUUAUGCCUCAGUAUCUUAAAGGCAAGUGGAAAGGGCUAUAGGCUCCUGGCAAAGGUGUUUACUUUACCUUCAAAGAUAACUUUAACGAAUCUGUUGAGUAAAAUUCGUUUAUCAGCAGGUAUAAAUAGCCACCUAAUAAAAUCUUUAAAAGAAAAAGUAAAGAAGCUCAAAGAAGUCGAUCGGACGGCAAUUAUAAUAUUUGAUGAAAUGUCUAUUAAUAUGGGGUUGACUUAUAACCAAAAGGAUGAUUGCAUAUAUGGCUUCCAUGACUUAGGAGACAAUAACAGAAAAGCAUUACUGUCUAACUAUGCCAAUGUUGUCAUGGUCAAAGGAGUAUACAAACAUUGGAAACAACCAUUAUGUUUUACUUUUAGUAAUGGGCCAAUACCUACAUUUGAAUUGAAAAGUAUCAUCAAAAAGGUAAUUGGAACAUGUCAAGAAGCAGGUCUUGAUGUUGUGGCAACAGUCUGCGAGGGGUCAGCCAAUCAAGCUGCGAUCAAAAAUCUUAUUGAUGAGUCUAAGGUAGAUUUUUUGAGGAGAAAUGAAGAAUAUCGACAUUUUGGCUUUUUUGUUAAUGGGAAGGAAAUAGUUCCACUUUUUGACCCACCACAUUUAAUGAAAGGCAUAAGGAACAAUCUAUUAACUAAAGAUCUACACUUCAUUAAGGAUGGCGUUAAAAGAGUGGCUAAGUGGGAGCAUUUAGAACAGUUUUAUAUGUUGGAUGCAGAAGAUGAAGAUCAAAUUUGCAGUAAUUUGACUGAUAGCCAUAUAAUUAGGGACAAAAUCAACAAAAUGAAGGUGAAAUGUUGUACCCAAGUUUUUAGCAAUCGUGUUGGAAGUCUAAUGAAACGGAUCCUAAAGUGGAAAAAACCGGAAAUCAAACUUGACGAAAAAGCGAUUGACACUGCGGAAAUUCUUCUUUUCUUUGACAAGCUGUUCGAUAGCAUGAACUCCAGCCAAAGAAUUUCGCCUCCUGGAAAACCGCUAAAGGCUGCAGUAAAGCUAUAUUCCGAACAUAUCCAGUUUUGGAGAAACAGCAUAACAGUCUUAGGUACAAUGAGAUAUUUUUGCCCAAAAAAAAAUGGUUUUGUUUCAGUCCCUACUAUAAAAAACUUUAUUUUUACUGUCAAGGGCCUUAUUUAUUUAUUUCCGAUAUUAUUGGAUAAUAAGAAAAACAGAUUUAUUAUGACGAGGCCGUUUCAACAAGAUGCCUUAGAAAAUUUUUUUGGAAACAUAAGAAGUCAUGGUGUACGAGAGAUAUCACCAACUUCUCAUCAUUUUAUCUCCUCAUUUAAAGGUUUGCUAAUUAAUAAUUUCAUGUCGAACCAUUCCCUAGGAGCAAAUUGCCAGGAAGAUCAUAAUGAGGGAGCUUUGGACAAUCUUAAAAGUUUUUUAAUAGGUGAUGUAAGUUCUGACAUUGCUGCUGUGGACAAUGACAGUGUCCCAAUCACACAUUGGGAAGAUAUACCAUUUAAUAAAAAAUCAAAAAUUGCUGUCAAUGUCAGAACUUAUAUAACUGGUUUCAUUGCUAAAAAAGUCCUCAAGCAAAUUAAAUGUGAGAAUUGUAAGACUAAACUUCAAUUUAGAGAACAUAAUGCGGAUGUGGAGUUUAUUGAAGCAAGACAAUACAAAAAUUGCAAAUUAACUCUUCCUGGUACUUUUUUUAAUUUUGUUAUCAGUGAGGCAAUCUCGAGGCUUUUCUUCCUCAUCCCGAGAUUGUGCACAAAAUCGCAAAUCCUAAAAACUCUGGAUGAUAUAAUAAAAAUUAAAAUGGAAUCGUUUAGAAUGUUAAAUUGUCCUAAUCAUCCCAAUACAGGUAAUAUUUUAAGAAAAAUAACUAUCAAAUGUUGUAUAUUUUGGUGGUGUAAAAAGGUAAACAAAAUUAUUAAUGGCAAAGAUGAAAAAUUUAUUUAUCUUAUUAAAAAAAAAUCUGCUGCUAAUAUUGAUCCUAUUAAAGUUCAUGCUUAUCAUAUGUAUGAGAAACUUAAAAAGAAAAAAACCCCUCUAGUGCAGGUUUCUUGGAAUAUUCUACAGCAAAAACCUGAGAAUCUCAAAAAACUAGAUGAGGAGAUUUACAAUUCGAUGCUGGUAGAAGACGCUACUGAAAAAGAUUUGUUGACCGAGGCUGAAGGUAACGAAACCUACGAACACAAGUUCUGUGAUUUGUGCAUACGCUGUGAGGAGUUUUUGAAGCCACCUGCGUUGGCUGAUGAGGUGAGAUCGAACCACUCAUGUAGCGGUAAGAACACAAUUAUAGAACAAGGCAACGGUGCCGGGUAG